AUGGGCGAGCUGGACUCGGGGGACUUUGACUACAAUCUGGAAGCGUUGGAAGCUGAUCUUGCAGCGGAUAGAGUCUCUGGCGCCUAUCGCUCUCACCACAAUGGAACAAUGUCGGCUUCAUUGCCGGAACUGGCCUUUCCGUCGCCUCCCACAACGCCGUCGGGAACUACAGAUGGCGCCGCGUCGACCCCGGAGCAGGAUGGGCCGUGGGGCCCAGAGAAGAUCCGGGCAAGGCGGUACCUGGCACUACAUCAUGCGGUGUAUCUUUGGCUGGAGCGUGUGGUGCGAAGGUCGGGAAAUCGGCUCGUCUCGUCGUCGCUCUUCACUGCGCUGCAUGAUGGCCUGGUGCUCACCGAACUGGCGUACCGAUAUGCUCCGCGGCGAGUCGAGUCGCGCAAGAUUGUUGUCUGUCCAGCGUCGCGCGCAGACCGGCGCAACAACAUCAAGGUCUUUCUCCGGUUCUGUCUCUCGCUGGGCUUCAAGUCGGCUCGGCUGUUCCACGUCGACGACCUGUACCUGCGGUGGGACAUGGAGCGGGUGGUCAAGGCGCUUGCCUACGUCGGCGCUCACCUAACGGCAAAGGGCUUUGCCCCGCCGUUCUCGCCGCGGCCGGCGGAGGACUACAUUUUCCCGGCUCCGGCGCUCCGGGCGGCCGUCGCCUACCUUGCCGAGGUUGACACGCACCGCGAGGACUUGGCCCUUGGCCGCAAGUACCUCGACGCGCGCGAGCGCGAGCGCGACCGCCGCCGCAAGAUGCGGGCGCAAUCGCCCGAGGACGCUGGAGGGCUGGAUCCGGCCGGUGGCGACUCGAGCGUCGCAGCCGCGGCGGCCGAGCAUGCCGAGCGCACAGAGCUUGAGCUCGUGGCGCGCGCAACCAAGGCGCGGCUGAACGCGGCAGCAGCUGCCGAGGCCGAAGCUGGCGGCGGGAGCGGAGAGGCCAAGUCGAGGCGGAAGAAGAAGCGGCGACAGAUGUUGCGACGGAGCGAGACUGUGGACACGCUGCUGUCGACACCGCUCCCACCGCCACCCGGACCACCGCCUACUGUCUCUGUCGUCGCCUCGUCGACUUCAUUCUCUAACGCACAGUUCCCGGACGACGUGGCGUCGCCGCAAGUCGGCCAGCUCAACGACUCGCUCGGCCUCCCGCUGCUUGACUUUGACGCGCUCACACUCGAGCCGCCGCCGCGCGGGCGACGGCGGCGGGGGAUGAACCGCCAGUCAACGUUUGCCGACAUCGACUGCGGCGGCGAGGUGCUCAACCUCAGCACCAGCGGGAGCAUCGCCGCGCUGGACGACGGUGGCGAGCUCGAGGAGACAGAGGCUCCAAACAGUGCAGCUGCAAGCGAGACGACCGACUCGCAAUCUCAGGCUAUGGACGAGAGCGGGAGCGAGAGCGAAGGCGCAACUGCCGAGCUCGGCGACGACGACAUCGGGGCGUACGUUGUCGCCAUGUACAGCUUUGAGCCGAGGUACGAGUCGCAGCUCGCGAUGGCGCCAGGCGACAAGUUUCAGAUCCUCGAAGCCGAAGCCAUCGACGGGUGGUACUCGGUGGCGCAGGUGGUGGCGCCUUUUGGUCAUGGAUAUGUUCCGGUCUCGCGGGUGACGCCGAUCAUGGGCUUUGUCGCCGGACACGGUUCGGUCUCGGACGAGAAUGAGAGUCCGGAGGCUGACAGCCGCGAGGCCGAGGGCCUGCCCCAGGCCGACGCCAAGGUGGCGAUGCGGAGCAAACUGCAAGACCGGCUAGCGUCGAUGGGCUUUGUGCACAAGGUCGCGGUUGACCCGCACCUCGAAGAUGUGUUUGACAUCCGCAAGGAGAUUGUGGCUUACGCCGGCGAGCUUGUUCGCCCGGCAGCGGGCGCAGAGCCCGUUCUUGAGGCAGGAGCAGACUCGAGCGCUCACGGCUCCGAGGUCUCGGUCCCGUCGGUGAGUGAUGUCGGCAGCGACGAGCCGCUCGACGCGUCGCUGGUGGUACUCGAGGGCGACGGUGGCGGCGACGUAGUCGGCAAUGGCUCGCUGGUCCUGCUGGAGAGCGAGGACGGGAUUGUGUUGCUCGACGACGCCGAGCUGAUGCGGCGGAUCGACGACGGAGUCGGCAAUGACUCGCUGGUCCUGCUGGAGAGUGAGAGCGGGAUUGUGGUUGACGAUGACAAGCUCGGGGUCGAUGAUCUGCUUCUCGACUCGAACGGUGAGUUGCUCGACGACGCCGAGCUGAUGCGGCGGAUCGAGGACAUGGAGUCUGGCGACAUUGAUCUGGCUGGGCUCUCCGACUUGGACACCGACGACGAACUCGGGCUCAUCUGA
Molecule: messenger RNA, 2301 nt
Organism: Thecamonas trahens ATCC 50062
Lineage: Eukaryota; Apusomonadida; Apusomonadidae
Exons: 3
Coding region: 1-2301 (766 amino acids)
Molecular function (GO): protein binding
Source: RefSeq, a predicted model, not a curated record